UUUGAAAGUCAUACAAUUGUGUUAUUAUUAUUCGAGGUUAAAAUUUCAGUAUGUGUAAUAUUUUUAAAAAUAUCAACGGCUAACUUUUGUUUCGCAAAAUGUUUGUUAAAUCAAUACUCAGCAGUACACGAAAGAAUUAUCUCUUAUAAUAAUUAGAAGUGUUUACUUUCUUUACAGUAUGAAAAAAAAAUUGAUACCAUCAUUAAAUUACGAUGGUAAAUUUAAAGUUUCUUAGGAAAAUGCAAGUAAGUUCCGAUAAACAAAUUCCGGGUCUUGUGAAAUCCAACGGGAACGGAGAUUUUAUAGAUGGCUGUCAGGAGAAGCGAACCAAAGAUGGUUUAUUAACAAGAAGAAGACACUCAGAAAAUAUUAUAUACGACUGUCAGAAUAAUGUAAGAAAAUAUAAUAGUGAAAUAAAGGAUAUGAAGAUGUGUAUCGAGCUGUCGCAACAACUCACACAAAAUACAGUUGAUAAUAGAUCUGUAGUGUCUGCAUUGGUAACCACCACCAAUCCCAAAGAUGACGUCCAAGUAAAAUAUAAAACACGUAUAGAUUCAGCUAGCAAGUACACAUUGAAAAGAUCGAAAAAUAUUAAACAUGAAGUGUGUACAAAGUGCAAGGAGAUUCUAAAAUAUAUUGAUAGAUUUUUAAAUAAUAAUAAUGAUAAAAUAAUGAUUAGCCCUAGACAAAAACUUCCAGAGAGUGUGCACGAUAUAAGCAAAUUAAAUAAUCAGAGCAAUAAGUUAGAUAUAUUAAAUGAACAAAAGAAAACUUGUGUAGACGCUAAGCAAAAUGUACAGACUAAUAUUGGUUGCCAAAAUACCCUACCACUGGACAAGUCUCGAUGUGAAAUCGUUUUAAAUAAUAAUAAAUCUACAAGCAAGGAAAACAGUACAAACAAGAAAAACUUCGAUAAAAACAAAAUUGAACAAAGUGUAAGCAGUUACAAGACAUCGGAUAAAGAUAAUUCCACCGUUGUAUGUAAUAAACCUGUCAGUAGUAAGUUCAAUAGCGAUGCGAUGUGCUAUUUUGUCGAUCUAGACACUUGUCCAUCCUAUGUUUGUCCUGAUAAAUGUGGACCACCGAAAUCACCCAAACAUUUUUGUUUUAGAAAGAAAGUAGAUGUAGGAAUAGACACUGAUUGUUGUUUCAAAAGGUCGUUGUUCAAUAGAAUUGGGAAUUUCUUUAGUUGUAUAAAUGCCAAAUUUAGAUGCCGGCAAAAUAAUCAAAAUGUAGAAUGCGGUAAGCCUCUCAAAGACGCUCGGAAUCAGACAAAAAAGCUUACGAUUAAUAUCAAAAAGGAGCCGGUUUGCAUCAUAUUUGAAAAUGCUUCGGGAUGUAAUGAUAAGUCUCCUAAUAUAUUCGGAAAAUUUCCAAAAAAAAAGGUUGCUUUUCGUGACGAGUGUGUUAAUUUGCCGAAAGGAUUAGUUGCGAUUAAAAUUGAUCCAAAUAAUAAACGAGUUAUAAAUAAAAGGGAGUUAAAAAGCAUAUUGAAGUCCUUGCCAAAAAGGGAAAUUAAAAACUGCCCUAUACCAGCGUCAACUUCUAAAGUAGAAGUGCAAACAAUUUUGAAACAACGGUCUUCGCCGAUCGCUACUGCCUGUAAGGGGCCAAUGUUCGUACUUAAAAUAGACCGCAAUAAUAUGCGUAUAUUGAACUAUCCAGAAGUUAAAUGUAAAAUAAGCAAUUUAAAUAAGAUGUGCGCCAAGAACGCAAAUUGUGAAUCUUGGGUAGUUACAAAAGGGAAAUGUAAUAAAAAACAAAAAGUUAGAAGCGUAGAAUCGAAAAUGUCUUUAUGGGAUAGAUAUCAUAGAAGCAAAUCUAAAAGUCCGAGUGCUCCAGUUAAAAAGAAACAUUCCGAAGGGAAAAUAGAUAAAAAGCCCAGUCAAAAAUCUACCAGUGAUUUCAAAUUAUUUUCAAAAGUUAACAGAUGUGUGAAGAAAAAGCAAAAAAGUAAAUCAGGUUCGAUAGUAACAAAACAUGUUCGUGGAAAAACAAAUAAAAAGAUUAACAAGAAAGUUGCUCGUAAAAAGAAAAUUGUUAAAAAACGUUGUAAGCCGCCUAAAAAGCCUAAAUGUCCUAAAAGAAAAAGUAAACAAAAAACUGUAUUACAUAAGAAAGGUAAGUCUGCUAAAAGCCUUAAAAAGAAUAAAUUGAGUAAAAGAAAAAAUAAGAAAAAGAAAGGCAAGACUCGAAGAAAAAUCAAGAAAAGUAAAAGCGUUUUCAAAAGAUGUUGUGUACUUUUUAAAGCUGAGAUCAAAAAUAAACGAAAGAAAAAGAAGUCAUCAAAACCCAAUAAAAAGAAAUCAAAAUCUAAACUGGUAAUUUGCAAGAAUAAAGACAAACCUCACUGCCGUGAAUCGAAUUUAGAGAAGUGUCAAUACGAUUACCUGAGGCACACGAAGACGCCAUGUUUGUGGCUGUUUGUUGCCUGUCCAUUCCUACAUAGAAAUUAUAUGAUGUUUCGGUCUAUAUUUCAUGAUUUCACUCGUUGCAUGUUACUGAUGCUUGCCUUGGUUUUCUGGUGUCCGUGUUUCUUGUGCAUUGAAUUGUUUCGUUGUUUUUGCUCUUAGUUAAUUAUUCCGUAGCUAGUGAUGUCUACUUGUAAACAGAAUAUAAAAAUAAGUGAACAAUAAAGUACUUUGUAUUUUUA
Molecule: messenger RNA, 2653 nt
Organism: Papilio xuthus (Asian swallowtail)
Lineage: Eukaryota; Metazoa; Arthropoda; Insecta; Lepidoptera; Papilionidae
Exons: 2
Coding region: 213-2573 (786 amino acids)
Source: RefSeq, a predicted model, not a curated record